AUGACAACAGUGGCAGACGACAGCACAGCAGCGAACUUCCGCUUCAAACGCCGCAAGGCUACACACACAAAGCGGGCACGCAUAGACGACGACAUCCCAAGCAAACCCAACAAUCAAACCCCCGACACUGCAACAGCACACGAUGCGCCGGACGCCGUACCAGAUGAGGAAGAGCCGGUGCCAAACCUGAAGGAGAUCCUACGCAAUCGCAAGCGGCCCCGCGACCGCCUCAAGGAUGCGACACGGAAACCAGGGCCUUCUCAGACUGAGCUCGUGCAGGCGGAAGCACCGCGGCCAGAUCAGUAUACAAGCCGAUUCGUAGCACAGACCGGACAGGUGGUGGACAGCAGCGACCAGCAGAUGACGGUGUAUGUAGAAGCCCGCUUGGCUGAACAGAACUAUCGCCAGUACGGCUGGCCCAUACCCAAACAUCUCCACUUGACCGUCGCCGCAAUCGCGCCGGACCUCAAGCACACCUUCUCGAACCCUGUCCAGGCAACAGCAGCCAGCAGCGCCGUGGACGACGGCACCGAACACAGCAGUCGAGUAGCUGCAGGACAGGGGAAACUGGAGGAAGUAGACCUAGGUUCCGACGCCUUACGCACACACAAAGACUGGAGACGCUCGGAAGGCGAUGCGCCAGCGCCAGCGCCGAAAGUCCGGCUAGGCAGGGACGGCAAACCUUACCGCGGCCGCAAGCGCCGAAACAGCGACGACAUCCGAAGAGACCAGAUGGUCGAAGCCGUCCUGCGCGAAGCAAAACUCGAGUUCUUUGACGAAGCACUGCCCGCCCCGCGCUACGCCGGCACCGACGACGACAUGCUCGAGCGCUUCCGCACCGAGUAUUUCGAAUCCAUCGAGGAGCGGCAGGCGCGCAAGCCUGCCAUGCCACCCAACGCAAAGGAUCAGCCCAAGGGGCCGAAGUUGGGCGGGAGCAGGAGUGCGAGGGCGGCUAUGCGGGAGCGGGAAGAGGCUGCGGCCAAGGGGAACAAGAGGUAG
Macroventuria anomochaeta is the source of this 999-nucleotide messenger RNA. RefSeq lists its product as uncharacterized. The transcript is spliced from 3 exons. NCBI's taxonomy places the organism in Eukaryota, Fungi, Ascomycota, Dothideomycetes, Pleosporales, Didymellaceae. Bases 1 to 999 code for a protein of 332 amino acids. The record is from RefSeq and is a predicted model, not a curated record.